This is a messenger RNA of Micromonas pusilla CCMP1545, 624 nucleotides long. RefSeq lists its product as uncharacterized. The transcript has a single exon. The coding region runs from base 1 to 624 and encodes 207 amino acids. The record is from RefSeq and is a predicted model, not a curated record. Lineage: Eukaryota; Viridiplantae; Chlorophyta; Mamiellophyceae; Mamiellales; Mamiellaceae.
AUGACGGCGACGACGCGAACGACGGCCGCGAUCGCGUCGGGCGCGGCCGCGGCGGCCGCGCGCGCGCGCCGCGCGUCGCCGGCGCGACGCGUCGCGCGUCCGACGAGCACGAGCACGAGCGGGAGCUGUCGAGAUCGCGUCGACGUCCGAUCCCGAACGCGACGCGCCGCGUCGUCGUCGACCGACGACGCGCGCGACCGCGACGCCAACCCGGUCGGGUUCCAGUCCAUCGCGGACGACGACCGCGACGGCGGCGUCGUCCCGAAAGCGGUCCAGGACGACUACCGCAAGGUGGAAGACCCGGAGUGGCUGGAGCGCAUGCUCCUUCGAGAGGAGACGGAGUACCCGACGUCUCGAGGCGCGGUGUUGCGACAGGCGCUCGUCAACGGGGACGUGAAGGGGGUGUCGUACGCGAUGUCCAGCGUGAAGGUGGCCGCGGCGUGUUUCGCGGGCGCGUACGUGUGCUUGGCCGCCGCGGGCGCGGGCGCGGAGGAAGGGAGCGUCAUCGCGGUGAUCGGGAGCGGAUGGAAAUGGUUCGCCGCGUGCGGCGUCGCGUCGGCGGCGACGGAGCUGAUUCGCGUGCUCGAGAUGGUCUUAGGCGUGGAGGGGCGACGGAAGAUGUAG